Dichomitus squalens LYAD-421 SS1 is the source of this 1077-nucleotide messenger RNA. RefSeq lists its product as uncharacterized. The record is from RefSeq and is a predicted model, not a curated record. The coding region runs from base 1 to 1077 and encodes 358 amino acids. Lineage: Eukaryota; Fungi; Basidiomycota; Agaricomycetes; Polyporales; Polyporaceae. The transcript is spliced from 3 exons.
AUGAAGUUCUCCGCGUCCCUCAUUGUCUUCUCCCUCGCUGUGGCUGCUUCGGCUAAGCCACUUAACCUGGCUCGUGGCAGAGAAAGCUUCCGGGGCGGCCGGCCUGGCUUCAACUUCGGUGGUCAGCCCCACGCUGGCGCAGCUGCUUCGAGUACGGCGCCUUCCAGCUCAGACGUAGCCGCAUCCAGUUCGGCAGCCGCUUCGGUGGCUGCUGCAUCCGGUUCUGCGGCGGCUUCGGUGGCCGCCGCGUCUAGUGCCGCGGCUACGUCUGCAGCUGCAUCAGUCGCUGCCUCGGCAAGCGUCGCCGCCACCUCCGCUGCUGCUUCGGAGAGUGUCGCCGCGACCGCAACCGACUCUGCAGCAGCUACCAGCACUGCAUCUGCUGGCGACAACGCUGCAGGUGGUGCCGCGGCCGGUGGCGACGCUCAGUCGUCGCUCACGCUCGUCCAAUCCGUCAUCGCUACCGGCUUCGCGAACAACGGGCAGGAUGUAGCUGAGGCCGGCCAAGUGCCCUCGCUCACCUCCUCGAACAACUUCAUCAACUUCUGCGCGACCGUUCCCCAACUGCCGAUCACCAACGGCCUGCAGAUCACGACCGGUUCUUGCAACCCCGCGCCGAUGGGGAUCAUCGCCGCCUUCACGAACAUGCCCUCGUCCAAGUUCGUGUUCCCCCAGAGCGGCGCCACCGUCCCGGCGAACACGAACUUCACCAUCCAGAUGAAGAUCAAGCACCUCGUCACCGGCAACUUCGUGAACGCGGCCCAGAACUACUUCUCCGCGCCCCAGCAGACGGACUCCGCUUCGGGCGACAUCAAGGGCCACUCGCACGUCGUCAUCGACCCCGUCCCCAGCGCGAACAGCACCGAGCCCACGGACCCGACCAAGUUCGUCUUCUUCAAGGGUCUCAACAACGCGGCGGACGCGAACGGUCUCCUCACGGCCGAGGUGCCCAACGGUCUCCCUGCAGGCUCCUACCGCCUGGCUUCGAUCAACUCGGCCGCGAACCACCAGCCUGUUCUUGUCGCUGUCGCCCAGCACGGGGCUCUUGACGACAUGGUCUACUUCACCGUUGCUUGA